UGGAGCGACGUUGAUUACUCUGCCAACUAGCGGCAGUGCAACUGAUAAAAAAAUAUCCUUUAACUUGCAGUUUGGUCAAGUUUGCAGAGCAAUUACAGCAGUUAAACGGAAGCUCAACCGGAAACUGUUGUUGUACAACGACCAGCUUGACUCACUGACCCCGGUCCAGUCUAGUCAAACUUCACCGACACAGACAUCUCAAGUCAGGCUGUCGUUGGCUGCUGUCUCUCGGAGAUGGAGCGGAAAGUUGCUCGGGAAUUUAGGCACAAGGUGGAGCUGCUGAUUGAGAAUGAAGCAGAGAAGGAUUACCUGUAUGAUGUCCUCCGCAUGUAUCACCAGUCGAUGGAUUUGCGGGUGCUUGUAGGGGACCUGAAGCUGGUAAUCAACGAACCAAAGCGCUUGCCCCUGUUUGACGCUAUCCGACCUCUGAUCCCACUCAAACACCAGGUGGAGUACGACCUGCUCACCCCUAAGAGGUCACGGAAGCUCAAAGAGGUGCGUUUGGAUCGGACAAAUCGUGAUGGACUGGGUCUGAGUGUCCGUGGAGGGCUGGAGUUUGGUUGUGGUCUCUACAUAUCACAAAUAGUCAAAGACGGUCAGGCUGGGAAUGUCGGCCUUCAGGUUGGUGAUGAGAUUGUUCGCAUCAAUGGAUACUCCAUCUCCUCUUGUAUCCACGAGGAGGUCAUCAGUCUCAUCAAGACGAAGAAGAUCGUGUCACUCAAAGUCAGGCAUGUGGGGAUGAUCCCAGUGAAAAGCUCAUCCGAUGAACCCCUCAAGUGGCAGUUUGUCGACCAGUUUGUGUCUGAAUCUGGGGAGAAAAAAAGCAGCAUUGCAGGCUUGGCAUCCCUCGGAGGGAAGGAGAUCAAGGAGAAGAAGGUUUUCCUCAGCCUUGUGGGUACCAAGGGUAUGGGUAUCAGCAUCUCCAGUGGUCCAACACAGAAACCUGGCAUCUACAUCAGUAACGUCAAACCAGGCUCCCUUUCUGCAGAAGUUGGACUUCAGGUUGGAGACCAGAUUGUGGAGGUGAAUGGGGUGGAUUUCACCAAUCUGGACCACAAAGAGGCUGUGAAAGUCCUGAAGAGCAGCAGGAGUCUGACUAUCACUGUCCUGACAGGAGCUGGCAGCGAGCUGUUUAUGACAGACGAGGAGCGUCUGGCAGCGGAGGCCCGCAGAGAGCUGGAAAGGCAGGAGCUCAUGCAUCAGAAGAAGGUGGCACUGGAGACCAACAAAAUCAUUAAAGAGCAGCAGGAGAAGGAGAGGCAGAGAAAGAUGGAGAUCUCUCAGAAAACUGCAGAGGAAGAGGAGCGCUUUAAGAAGGAGAUGGAGAAGAUUGACUCUAUGGAGAAGAAACACCACAGAGAGUGGGAGGAGGACUGGGGAACCAAAGACAGGCCCAAGAGCCCUAAGAGCCCCGGCACUCCAAAGAGCCCAUCUCCUGCCCCACCUGAGAUAAAAACCACCCCGACUCCAAAGGCCAAGAGUUCUCUUGAUGAAGCCAGUUCCUUCACAGAGGAAGACGAAGAGGAAGAGCAGGACACACAAGGCUUUCAGAAAUUCGUGGAAGAUUUUGAUCCCCACUCAAUGUUCUCCUCGGACCAGAUUGCUGGGCGAGAUGUGAGACAGCUGAAAAUCAAAAAGAUGGGACAGCUUGACCUGGCUCUGGAGGGGGGCGCGGACUCUCCCUUGGGAAAGCUGGUGAUAUCAUCUGUGUAUGAAGGCGGUGCUGCAGAUAAGCACGGUGGCAUUGUACCCGGAGAUGAGCUUAUGGCUGUGAAUGGGAAGAUCCUGAUCGAUGCCACGUUGACUGAAGGACAAAACUCUCUGGCUCGAGCCUGGAAUGGUGGAGGGGACUGGAUUGAUGUUGUGAUUGCAGUGUCCCCUCCGAAAGAUUAUGAAGAUGAAGUAACAUUCUUCUAGUUUCAUUAACAACCUGCCAUGAAAACCAGACUGAUUAAGAAGAAGGAGCCCUUAAUUCUUGAGGAUUCAUCAUCUCUUUAAUCACAAUAGACUAAUAAUACUAUGUUUCCUUCAUCUUUUCCCUGUAAAUACACAAACUCACAAUGGUCUUUUUGCUUUUAGUUUGCAUUACAUCGGGCUUAAAUGAGCAUCUUGGCAACACGGUGUCAAUAUGCAUUCUCACUGUCUUGAUUUGUGAAGGAUGCUCCUGUCAAUAUGUACUUGUCUCCAAUAAUCCUCUUCACCUCUUUCGAGCCUGGACAUGAAGCUGUAGACCUCAAUUAGAUACGCACCUUUAAACAUGUGUCUCAUCUGUCAGUAUAACUGAAAAGGGCGAGUAACAGGAGACAAAGUGUAAUCAGUAACACUUCUCUAAUCUGCCUUUUCAAAGCCUAAUAAAGGAAUGCUCACAGGACUCA
Thunnus maccoyii (southern bluefin tuna) is the source of this 2375-nucleotide messenger RNA. It is a transcript of the gene ush1c, whose product is annotated as Usher syndrome 1C. The record is from RefSeq and is a predicted model, not a curated record. NCBI's taxonomy places the organism in Eukaryota, Metazoa, Chordata, Actinopteri, Scombriformes, Scombridae. The transcript is spliced from 21 exons. Bases 235 to 1917 code for a protein of 560 amino acids. Gene Ontology annotation, cellular component: plasma membrane; photoreceptor inner segment; stereocilia ankle link complex. Gene Ontology annotation, biological process: inner ear morphogenesis; retinal cone cell development; sensory perception of sound. Gene Ontology annotation, molecular function: protein binding.